UUUUUUUUUUUUUUUUUUUUUUUUUUUUUGUGGACAUUGUUUAAACAUGAGUAAAACGUCAAAGAGUUUGAACCCAAGUCCCGAAGACGAGUUUACAAGUAUCGAUGCGCAACUUGAUCAUGUGAAUAGAGUAUUGAAAUGGAGCAUACUGGACUUGGAGAAGUUUACCUUUUCUUUAAAAGCAAGACUGGUUGCUGAGGAAGCGUAUGUGGCUGCCUUGACUAAAAUCACCCGACAUAACACGAUCGACAGUGCACCCACGCACAACAAUAAUAAUGGAUCGUCAGACACAAGUUAUUUUGGAGACUAUACAACCAGUUUUACCCAAACUGCCAGUACCUAUGAAAACUCCAUCGAAAAGACCGUGGAUUCUAGACGAGAGUUUAUUAGCUGUUUAAAGUCUCAAAUAGAGCUCUUGCAGAAAGUCAAGGACUCGCACGAUCAACGAAGAAAGAAAGUUAAGGCAGUAUUGGGCGAAAAGAAUGCAAACUACAUUACUUUUCGUACACGUGAUAUUGUCAAGCUUCAAAAGAGCUAUGUAAACAAGUGUAAUGAAUAUGCUAAUAUUCAGCAACAAAUCUUGAUAGCCAAUCAUGAAGAUUCUACUGAUCAUCACUUGAGUCCCGUCAUGAUGGCCAGAGCCUCUUCUGAAGAACCCAGAGUAUCCAAUGACAGUGGUAGAGAUGAUCAGUCCAUCCUAUCUCAAGAUACAAUCGCCGUCAAUAAUAAAAAGAACAGUAUGGCUGGUUUCAUCACACAAAUGCGUUCUCAACUUGCUAGUGCUGCUGCUGCCACCACGGAUCCUUCUAAGCAAACUGCUCGACUUGCUAAAUUAAAGAAGGAGAUUCAUGAUGCAGAUGGGGAAUACAGACAAGGGGUUCGAUUAUUGGAAUUCCUUCGCAAAAAGCAAGUAGAGACUGCUUUGCAUGCCAUGAGGCACGUCGAAGCCAUCUUGCUGGGAAAAUCGGAUGCAGUUAAAGCAGUGAUGGUGACACUAUCAAAGCAAGAAGAAGACACGUUAUUGACACAAGUAGACCUUAUUAAACAUUCACUGGGUACGAUAUACAGCAUGGAUGGACAACGCGACACGGAUAAAUUUUUGUUUGAGUAUGAAAAGAUUGGAUUUAUUAAGCCAAGACGUAUGUACUAUGAGAACUACUAUUAUGGCAAGUGCAAGGAGAUACUUUUUGGAUCUAACCUGAAUGAUUACUUUGCUGAACAUGAGCGCAGUGUGCCAUUGUUGGUGAGGAAAUGUAUUGAAGGAGUGGAGAUGCAAGGAGGAUUAGAAAAGGAAGGUAUUUACCGUAUAUCUGGACGACAGACGAAUGUAGAUGCACUGAAGAAUGAAUUUGAAAAAGAUGAAGAGGCAGCUAAUUUGGAGAAUAAUCGAUAUGAUGUAUUUACGAUUGCCUCUGUUCUUAAAAUUUAUUUACGUGAAUUAAAGCAGCCAUUAUUUAAUUUAAGCAUGCAAGAUCGUAUUCAAUAUUCAAAAAUUACAAAUGAUGUGGAACGUACCAAUCUACUUGUCACUAAAUUGUCCGAAGCCUCUAAACCACAACGAGACACUUUGGAAGCUAUUAUCAAACAUUUGGCAAAGGUUCAAGAGUGUUCACAGGCCAACAAGAUGACGAUCAAGAAUUUGUCGGUAAUUUUCACACCCGCCUUAUUUCAUGAUCACAAUCAAGUAGAGAAUGCUGGUGAAUGGUAUUCGGAUAUUGUAUUACAAGACCUGAUCCAACAACACGAAUCUAUCUUUUCCAAGACAACGGUUGGUCAACAGCAACAAAAGAAUCCAUUUGAUUCUCCUUCAUCUAGUGUUUUAAGCUUGCCUUUUACUAUGGGUGGUGUUCCUCCCAUUGUUAGAAGGCCUACCAAUAUGAAUAAUAAUAAUAAUAAUAAAUAAGUGUGUACAAACACAAAAAAAAAAAAGAAAAAAAAAAAAAAAAUUUUUUUUUAAAGAGAGACCGAUAUUAUUAUUAU
Molecule: messenger RNA, 1980 nt
Organism: Mucor mucedo
Lineage: Eukaryota; Fungi; Mucoromycota; Mucoromycetes; Mucorales; Mucoraceae
Product: Rho GTPase activation protein
Exons: 9
Coding region: 47-1903 (618 amino acids)
Biological process (GO): regulation of GTPase activity; signal transduction
Cellular component (GO): cytoplasm
Source: RefSeq, a predicted model, not a curated record